Messenger RNA from Poeciliopsis prolifica (blackstripe livebearer), 2920 nucleotides. RefSeq names its product G protein-coupled receptor 37a (gene gpr37a). Gene Ontology annotation, biological process: positive regulation of MAPK cascade; adenylate cyclase-inhibiting G protein-coupled receptor signaling pathway. The record is from RefSeq and is a predicted model, not a curated record. Gene Ontology annotation, cellular component: plasma membrane; signaling receptor complex. Gene Ontology annotation, molecular function: G protein-coupled peptide receptor activity; prosaposin receptor activity. NCBI's taxonomy places the organism in Eukaryota, Metazoa, Chordata, Actinopteri, Cyprinodontiformes, Poeciliidae. The transcript is spliced from 2 exons. Bases 505 to 2202 code for a protein of 565 amino acids.
GACAUGGUUACUCAUUAUUGAACAGAAACUGAUUCUGAUUCUAUUGAGGGUGCCACCUUGUCACAACUCUUGUCCUUUCCAUAAUCAGGGUUAUUAUUGCCACUGUUUUCUGCAAGGUAAACGGAAUUAAUAUGGGAAGUUUGACGGAUAUUUGCUCCUCCCUCUCACUCCCCUCUCUUUGUAAUCUUUCACUUCGCCCUCUCCCUCCCUCACCCUAGAUUCUCCCAUUCCCUGAUAUAACACCAGCCCUUUUUCUCUCUGUCUCAGAGCUUCGUGAGGUGGAACUUUUCAAACUUCGGGGCUCUUCAGUCGUGCGAGUGGUGACCUUGGUGUCAGCACAUCGGCUCCCCGCACAGACCCUAGUCGGCUCAGGAGUCGGGAGUAGACCCUGCUAGCGCUGCUCAUAUUCCUAGAAGCUCAAGACCUCUUUGAUCUGACAGCACAGUUUGGAGAUGGACCGGGCAUCGUGGCGCUGACCGAACCCCACUCUGUUUAAGCCGAACCAUGCUGCCUCAGCGGCUCCUCUGCUUGCUGCUGUGGAGUAACAUCGAUGCAGCUCCGCUCCGCCCGCAUGGUUCUCGUCCCGGUCUUCUUAACGAAACUACCACUCCCGAGAGGAAUUCGCUGAGCAGGUCGUGGCCCCCCCAAAUAGCCAGCCGGGUAGCCUUGUUUUCCCUUCUGGGCCCGGAACCAGCCAAGCUACAGGGAGCGCUGCGCCAACGCUCUGUGCGUAAAAGUUCUGCAAUAAAUGGACAUUUACAGGAGAGCUUGCAAAAAACGCGAUGUACUGUGGAUGAAGGGCUAAAAAAAAACGGGCAAGGGCUUAAAUGCGGAAUAGGAACCGAUGAGAAGGAUGCGAGGUCCAAUCAGAACCGGAGGAGGCGAAGCGAGCAGCUGUUGGAGGCACCGGUCGCUUUGGCGCAGGAGCGGGACCCCCCUUUCCCAUCGAAAUUCAACAGCAGCAACUAUGAGGAGGAGCAUUACUCCCUGCCAGACACUCCUGAGACCACGGCAUUUGGACCAGGGAACCCGCGGACCAGACGCAAGCAGAUGAAGAACCCAUUUUAUCCCCUCACUGCCGCGUCGUACGGAGCCUGGGCGCUGCUGGUGCUGGCCGUCGUCAUCUUCAGCGUAGGGAUCAUCGGGAACGUGGCGCUCAUGUGUAUUGUGUGUCACAACUACUACAUGAGGAGCAUCUCUAAUUCCCUGCUGGCAAACCUUGCACUCUGGGACUUCAUCGCUGUCUUCUUCUGCCUGCCGCUCGUGGUUUUCCAUGAGCUCACCAAGCACUGGCUGCUGGGAGAGUUCUCCUGCAGGAUCGUCCCCUACCUGGAGGUGGCGUCUCUCGGGGUCACCACCUUUACACUUUGCGCUCUGUGCAUUGACCGUUUUCGUGUAGCCACUAAUGUGAUGAUGUACUAUGAGAUGAUUGAGAACUGGGCAUCCACCAUGGCUAAGCUGGCAGUGAUUUGGGUUGGAGCGUUGCUGCUGGCUUUACCUGAGCUACUCAUCCGACAGUUGGUGACAGAGGACAGUGACGCCGCCGAUGUGAUGCCCUGUGACCGUUGUGCGGUUCAGAUCUCCACUGAGCUCCCAGACAUGCUGUACGUCCUGGGGCUGACGUAUGACAGUGCACGCCUCUGGUGGUACUUUGGCUGCUACUUCUGUCUGCCAACAUUGUUUACCAUCUGCAGCUCACUGGUCACUGCCAGAAAGAUCCGUCAUGCUGAGCGAGCUUGUGUACGAGGGAGCAAGAAGCAAAUCCAGCUGGAGAGCCAGAUGAACUGUGCUGUGGUGGCCUUGGCUAUCCUUUAUGGCUUUUGCGUCAUCCCUGAGAACAUCUGCAACAUCAUCAUAAUGUACAUGGCGACUGGCAUUCCCAGGGAGACCCUGGACAUCCUGCAUCUGGUCAGUCAGCUGCUGCUGUUCUGCAAGUCUGCAGGGACUCCUGUGCUGCUGUUCUGUCUGUGUCAACCAUUCACCAGAGCCUUUCUGGACUGCUGCUGCUGCUGCUGCAAGGAGUGCAGCAGGCCCCAUAACAGAGAAGUUGAAAAUGAAUGUUCCACAGCUGAGCUGGAGCUCUCACCAUUUAGCACUAUCCACCAGAGCCCUCCACCUCUACAGCUUACGCUGCGGUGGGGACACACUGCUGAGAUCAGCGCUGACUGCAUGACUAAAUGGCUCCAAGCUGUUUCAUUCUGAGAUCCCAAAUGUUCAACUUGAUGCCAGCUGACAGACUCAUAACAAAAAUAUCUGUCCAUCCGGUGUCCAUCUGAUAUCAAUGGGUGAAUGAAAUAACCAGAAACCUUUUUUUUAAUAGUAGAAGGUUUCUGAUAGCCCACCUGCAGCCUGUUUUGAUCUCUUUGGAGAGAAAAUAUGAAAGUUUGUUUAUGUCAAAUCAAACUUUUUUGAGCUUUACAUCAUGUUAUAAUGGUUUUUCCUUAUCAAAAACACACCCGGAAUGUUGCUUUGAUUCUUUCAUGUCUCUUUGAGUAAUCCUUUAAUAUCCAUGGCAACCACCUUUGAGAUAUAUCUCCUUCCUGAAGCUGCAGUUUCCAGCUGAGAUUUCCCCUCAUUUUCUUAAAAGAAUGGAGUCGGUAUGAGUUAAUUUAGUAUUUUUACAGCUUUUGCUUGUAUUCAUUAUCACAUUUCACCAGUCGUAACCUCUAUAUUUAUCAAGGCACAAAAAGACUCAGGAUGGCUGUGAAUAAAAGUGUACAAAGCAUAAUAGCUGUUUGAUGUUAUGAAUAAGCAUUUGAAUGAUGUACUUCCAUUUUACUUUUAUAUUGAAAUGUUGGAAGUCAUUUCAAACUUUAGUUUGGAUAUGAGUAGUACUUCUUUUUCAUCAGUAUUUUAGAAAGGAAGAAAGAAAUAAACAGGAACACCACUAAAAGAAAAAAAUAUUGCUUUUUCUGUUUUU